AUGACUGAUACCUGCCUCCUUCAUGGCACACGCAGCGGUUAUGCCAGCCUACAAGCACUGUCGGCCGAGCUUGUGUCUCUCAUCGUGGAGGACGAUUGCCUGAGCCUGGAAGAUCUGGCUGCCUUACGGCUGACUUGCUCUUCCCUGACUGAUGUUGCCUCAGCAGUGCUCUUUCGGCGCAUCUACAUCUCUCCCCUGGUACAGGAUCGCACUUCCUUUCUUAAGAUUUGUCACUCGCCUCGUCUCGCACAGCACGUACGCGAGGUCGAAUGGUCUGAGCUCCUCUGGUUCCCUAGUUGUUUCGAGAACUAUCUGCUCCACCCGUAUGGCUUGCGAGGCACAGAUAAUGAGUCGGAGACCGGAGAAGUCUCCGGGGCAUCUCAACUAAAUGGCGAAAAGGGAACCGAGCCUGCAGUAACGAUCGAUGAUACAGUUGUUAUCUUAGACAGGUCAUGCGAUCAGGCGUUCUGGCUCCCUGCGGUACCAAGUACUGUCCUGUCGGCUAUUUUCGAAAGUGAGACUACUGCGGAGCCCGAUGAAGGCGUCCUGCUGAUGCGCACCGAAGCCGUGAAUGGAUUCAAAUGGGCGUUCAGUGAAGCGCUCGCCCUGUUGCCCAAUCUUCACACCAUGGCCUCGCGGCCGAUGUCCCGACAUCGGGUUAUCGGGGGUUGCUAUUACCCAAUGACAGCUGGUCAUAUCCAAGUACGACUACCUGGGCGUUGGGAAGCUCCUUGGAAUUGGAGCAGUGACGGACUGUACUUGUUCAUAUUGCCGGCCAUGGCUACGAUGGAUCGUCCAGUGCGACGACUAGUUUGGGAAGACGGACUGCGGGGCAACGGUGCCUUCGGUAGGCCCGAGCCUGAAGCCUUUCGGUAUCUUGAUACCCUGAGCAUCUCUCUCGCCAAGUGGAACCUGGUCCACGGAAUACCCUCGAUAACAGAUGCCACCUUAAGUGGGGUAAAGGCGUGCCUCGAUGUCAGCAGCAAUGUUCGACAUUUGACCUUGGGAGUAGAGGGUGAAAUCAAUCGGUGGUCUCUGGUUGACACCUGCGUGAUUGAGAAAAGUCUCUUGCGGUAUUCGCCUGGCAUCGACCGAAGUGAAUGGACAAGGCUACAUUCUCUCAGUCUUAUCUCAAUGAACGUCGGAGACGAGAUGCUCAUAGCGGUUGUGAGAGAAAGUGCUGAAACUCUAUGCCACCUCUACCUCGAAGAAUGCAACAUGACACUUAACAGGGUCAAGAAGCUCUCUAAAAUCCCCAAGCUCAAGCUCCAGUCGGUUCGAGUUCUUAGCGAAUACCCACGGCAUCAGUGCCAUCUGAUUCCAGAAAGGAAGCUCCUUGACUACCUGAACCACCAGGUCAUUCCUGAAGGCGAAGAUGUUGAUAUGUGUACUUUUCAGGACCAGAAAUUGGAGUUUAUCGACGAUGAUGACGAUGACUUUGAUCUCAACCUUGGCAUUUACUAUAAAGACAAUCAUUUCCGCAUGUUUGAUGAUGACUGCCCAGAGUUUUUAGCUACGAGGCUCGUCAUGACGCUACCAGCAUUUAUGAUUGGCGAUAGUUCUCUUGAUGACGAUGAGUUCGAGAUUAAGCAGGUCGAUAAGCGAGGCUAUAGUGACGACUGGGUCGGCAAGACUGACCUUGACCUCAUUGACAGCGUCUCUGUUACCGAGUCGGAAGAUAGUGUGACGGAACGGAUACGCAAUGGGCCUAAAUGGUUUUGGGGCAGCUACUUUCAUGACUUUCAUGAACGUGCUAUUGAGGGAGAAAUAUAUUUUAUGCAGGUCGAUGACAUACAUCCUCAAGGAUGGCCCACAACAAUUUGGAAAUUCACUAGCCGGGAGGGUCUCGUGUACUAUGGCCAAGACCCCUUAGAGGCCUUUGAGGAAUGGGACACGGAACAAGGCGAUCUAGAAGAAGCAACCCCAUAUGGAAGAGAUAUGGAACUUGCCAUUUCCCAAACAAAUGACAGGCCUCCGGAGGGCGCGUGGCUUUAUGACAUUUCCGAGGCUAAGAGGGCACGAGAAUGGGGUCAUUAG
Molecule: messenger RNA, 2037 nt
Organism: Clonostachys rhizophaga
Lineage: Eukaryota; Fungi; Ascomycota; Sordariomycetes; Hypocreales; Bionectriaceae
Source: the annotation of a GenBank genome assembly